AUGGUUAACUCACCGAAAUUUGUCUUUAAGGUCCCAAAAGGUGAAAAAAAAAGAUGUAGGUCCUCAAAUGUGAAUAUUGUGAAAGGUUGGACCCUGAAAGAGGGUGGUCUUGGCUUCAGAGAUAUUCUGACAUGGAAUACUGCAGCUAUUGGUAAGUAUGUGUGGGCUGUGGCCACAAAGCAAGAUAGUAUAUGGAUCAAAUGGGUAAGCUCUGUAUAUGUCAAGGAUGGGGAAUGGUGGGAGUACCAGCCUAACAAUUCUGCAAGCUGGUACUGGAGAAAGAUUUGUGAAACAAAAGAAGUCCUGAAGCAAUACUACACUAUUGCUGAAUUUAGUAGUAUGUCCUGUUAUUCUGUGAAAGAUGUGUAUCAAAAACUUAUAGGUCCAAAACCCUUGGUGCACUGGGAUCAUAUGGUUUGGAAUAGAUUGAAUACACCCAAGCACAAGUUCAUCUGUUGGAUGGCUGUUCAGGAUAGGUUACAGACAGCUGCAAGAUUAGCCAGAAUUGGUGUUUGCUCCUCCCCAAACUGUCUGUUGUGUGAUCAGCAAGAAGAGGUCCAUGACCAUCUGUUUUUUGCUUGCCCCUAUAGCAAGAGGUGUGUUGAGGAGAUCAAGAGUUGGGUUGGCUUUCACACUACUCACAGUGGGCUUCAGAUUCUCAUUAGCAGAAUUGGUAAUAGUCAUCAAACCAAAUUUCGAAGGCAAGUCUGGUAUGCUGCUUUAGCAGCAACUGUGUAUUCUGUAUGGAGGAGUAGGAAUGGCAGUUUAUGGGAUAAGUGUAUCCCAACUGUGCAUAGCACUGUUACUAGAAUCAAGCAGAUUGUGAGAGAUCGAAUUAGGAGUGUAAUGCCUAGAAAAGUGGGUGAGAGAAGUAGGAAGUAG
Messenger RNA from Spinacia oleracea (spinach), 882 nucleotides. RefSeq lists its product as uncharacterized. The transcript is spliced from 3 exons. NCBI's taxonomy places the organism in Eukaryota, Viridiplantae, Streptophyta, Magnoliopsida, Caryophyllales, Amaranthaceae. The record is from RefSeq and is a predicted model, not a curated record. The coding region runs from base 1 to 882 and encodes 293 amino acids.